AUGGCAAGGGUCCGUACUUCACAUCCGAAUGCGACAGAUGCAUCAACAAGUCGAGCAGUCCGAGGUCGGAAGCCGCGCAUGAAGAAAAUGUCAGCUGUGAAGCGAAAAGUUGGUCGUCCACUUGGUAUUGCACGUCGAAUGGCUACGACUAAUAAAUUAUCGAAACGGUUUGUUGGAAUUCGCAUGCCAAGGAUACAGAAAGGGCGAGGACGAGGUGGGGUGCGAAAAACUGGUCCAUCAACUCACACACCUCUCAAUCGAAGUCCUCAUGGCAAGCUGUCUCCGAUCAAGACCCGAAGACUUCACAAGUCGAAACAGUUAAAUGUAUCCAGAUGUACUAUUUGCAAAACUUCCGAUGGAGAUCUCUCUUCCUGCACUAAGUGUCACAAAUUAUAUCACCUUUACAAAUGUGUAUUAUAUUCUUUGGACAUGGUUUCUCGUGCAUCUCAGGUGAAGUGGCUUUGUCCAAAGUGUAUUCGUUGUUCAGCUUGCCAGUUAAUGAUUGAUGAUCCAACAAAUGUUGAAUGCGUGAAUUGUCUUCGGGCUUGGCAUGGUGCAUGCAAGCCAGCAAAUAGCGCUGAACUGGAUCGUCUUUGGUUCUGCAAUAUUUGUUUGAAGGGUGUGAACCAGCCAAGAAGUCUGAAGAGAAGUGGCAGCGAAAAAGGGCGCAGAUUAUCGAAGAAUCCUCCAAUAUCGACUCCUUCAGCAACUAUUUCAACAUCCACAAUUGAACCGGGUAGCAAUGAAACUCCUCGUCGGAAGCGUGGCAGGCCGAAGGGAAGUAGGAAAUCAGGCCAUGUUGCAGUAGCCGACAUUUCCUUGCCUAGCUGUUCCAAUGCUCCUGCGGAAUCUACCGUGGAGGAGGUGAAGGAGUUCGGAAAUACUCCGAAAUUUGUCCCAUCUCCACAUAAAACUCGAAGAGAGUUCGGUUCUAGUCCUCAAAGGAAGUCGUUGCUACCCGACCAGCCCGAAGUGUGCUCUACUAGUGUGGGAGGGAAACUGUUCGAUGUUGCACUUGCCAAAAUGAAAGAAAUGGAGGUGGACAAGAAAGCUAAUUUGCCGAAGGAUAAGGAGCAGUGGGUGAACUUUGGAGGGGAGUCUGAUAUAAAGGUCCUUUAUGAAAGUCCUUACCCUGAUGACAUAAAGAGCGUUCCGUUGUUUUUUAUUUGCGCCUACUGCUUGAAGCCCUUCAGCGAGCAGUCUUCGUUCUUCGUUCACCAG
Ostertagia ostertagi is the source of this 1221-nucleotide messenger RNA. Lineage: Eukaryota; Metazoa; Nematoda; Chromadorea; Rhabditida; Trichostrongylidae. The record is from the annotation of a GenBank genome assembly.